UUAACGUGCUUUUGACAUAGAAGAAGCAAGAAAACAGCAUGAGAUGCACGCGUACGUAACGCGUAUUUAGAAUAAUCUCCACACCUUUUUUUAUCCAUCUCCCUGUUGCCGAAUCCAAUCCUUUCACCAGAAUAAUAAUUUACUCUGCAUUCUAGAACUUUUCUUGACUUUGGGUCUUUAUAUAUACUAAAACUCACCAAUUUUUCCAUUCCCUCCUCCAACGUUGUUAGUAAAGUCUCUCUCAACCAUCAUACAUUUGAUCUGAUCUGAUCUGCAUAAUGUCAUCCUACUAUUCAUCACAACCAUCUGGUCCAUUAGAAGUUGAAAUCAAGAUAUGCUCAGCUCAAGAUCUCAAGAACAUCAGCUGGAAACACGGUCCUCUCAAACCAUAUGCCGUUGUCUGGGUAGACCCAAAAGCAAAAUGCACAACCAAAGUCGAUGAAUAUGGAGAUACAUGUCCAAACUGGGAUGAGAAAUUAACCAUUCCUUUACCUCCACCACCUCCUUACAAUUCUUCACCUUCACCCAUCAACGACUCUACCUAUUUGUUCAUCGACAUCGUUCAUCUCAGAUCAUCGGAUGAAGAUACAAAACCGUUGAUCGGUUCUAUCAGGGUCCCUCUUAAUGAAAUCGUUGACGAAGUUGGGAUGGGCGAAUGGGCUCAUCGGAAACUACAUCUCAAACGUCCAUCUGGUCGUCCACACGGGAAACUAGAAGUCGAGAUUAAAGUCCGUGAGAAUCGGUACCGUGCGCCGGAUCCAUACUAUGCACCUCCUUAUGGUGUACCACCACCUCCGGCAUCAGCACCACCGUACUCCUCAUCGGCCGGCAGAGAUUAUUCACCAUCUGGAUCAUACCCGUAUGCUUCUGGUGGAGCUGCACCUCCUUCUGGGUAUCCAUAUGAUCCACAUCCGUACGGGCAGAACCCGGCAUAUGGACAGCCUAGCUAUGGUCAACCUGCUUACGGUGGUGAGUACGGAGGAAUGCCUGCAAAGAAAGACAGCAAGUUCGGAAUGGGGACAGGUUUAGCUGUGGGUGCGGUUGCUGGGGUUUUGGGUGGAUUAGCAAUAUCUGAAGGUAUUGAUCAUUUGGAGGAUAGCAUUGCUGAUGAUGUGACUGAAAGAGUUGAGGAUGAUUUAGGAUAUGAUGACGAUGAUUAUUGAUUCAUCAAAUGAGAAUGUCUUGUGGCAGAAUUGGUGUUACUGUUGAGAGUACCAAGGUGUGUUUUGGUGUUCAUUUUAUGGUUUAUAACUAGUUUAGUGAAUGUAUCUUUUGCUUUGCAGUAAAGAAAACAAAAACCAAUCUUGUUACUAGAGUUGUAAUCCAAACAAAAUAGAUAAAUGCUUCCUGAAUAAAAUGAUCUUAUAUGGUCUGUUUAGUUGUGCAAAA
Molecule: messenger RNA, 1389 nt
Organism: Papaver somniferum (opium poppy)
Lineage: Eukaryota; Viridiplantae; Streptophyta; Magnoliopsida; Ranunculales; Papaveraceae
Product: protein SRC2 homolog
Exons: 1
Coding region: 279-1163 (294 amino acids)
Biological process (GO): defense response
Source: RefSeq, a predicted model, not a curated record